Messenger RNA from Nymphaea colorata (pocket water lily), 1382 nucleotides. Its product is annotated as probable xyloglucan endotransglucosylase/hydrolase protein 28. The transcript has 4 exons. Lineage: Eukaryota; Viridiplantae; Streptophyta; Magnoliopsida; Nymphaeales; Nymphaeaceae. Gene Ontology annotation, molecular function: xyloglucan:xyloglucosyl transferase activity; hydrolase activity, hydrolyzing O-glycosyl compounds. Gene Ontology annotation, cellular component: cell wall; apoplast. Bases 66 to 1052 code for a protein of 328 amino acids. The record is from RefSeq and is a predicted model, not a curated record. Gene Ontology annotation, biological process: xyloglucan metabolic process; cell wall biogenesis.
CUCCUUCGCUCUCUCUCUCUAGCUCUCUAAAAGGUCACUUUCUUUUUCCCGCUGAGAGCGUCUCAAUGGAGAGUCGUCUUCUUCCCACUCUGAUUCUUCAUCUCCCCUUGGCGCUGCUGCUGCUCUAUCACUCAGCUGCAGCUUCAUCUGUGCUUCAGAAGUUGGCGAGUGUAUCCUUCGAUGAGGGGUACACGCACCUCUUUGGAGAAGACAAUCUCAUAGUUCAGAGAGAUGGAAGGACAGUUCAUAUCUCUUUGGACAAAUACUCUGGUUCUGGUUUUGUCUCUCAUGAAUUGUACCAGUAUGGUUUCUUUAGUGCUUCGAUAAAAUUGCCGGCGGAUUAUACAGCAGGAGUGGUCGUCGCCUUCUAUAUGUCAAAUGCGGACAUCUUCGAGACAAAUCACGACGAGAUAGAUUUCGAGUUCUUGGGAAAUAUCCGGGGCCGAGAGUGGAGAGUGCAGACGAAUGUUUAUGGCAAUGGGAGCACCGCAAGAGGGAGGGAGGAGCGUUAUGGCCUUUGGUUUGAUCCCUCUGAGGAGUUUCAUCGAUACAGCAUCCUCUGGACUGAUACCCACAUCGUUUUCUACGUCGACAACGUGCCUAUUAGAGAGGUGAAGAGGACGGAACCGGUGGCCGGCGACUACCCCACGAAACCCAUGUCUCUGUACACUACCAUCUGGGACGGCUCCGAGUGGGCAACCUCCGGCGGCCGAUAUAAGGUCAAUUACAAGCUCGCUCCCUACGUCGCCCGUUUCACCGAUCUCAUCCUCCACGGCUGUGCCGUCGACCCGAUUGAGCUGCAACAGUCCGCCUGCGAUGGUGCCCAUUCCGUCCUCUCGGCUUUCACCCUCUCUCCAGAGGACAUGUCCGCCAUGGACAAGUUCAGGGACAAGCACAUGACCUACUCCUACUGCUACGACCGUGUCAGGUACCCCGUUCCACUGCCGGAGUGCGUCCUCCAGCCGGACAUAGCUGACAGGCUCGGCGAGACUGGGGCAACUAAAUUCGGCAGGCGGCGGCGUCACGGCCGUCGACAUCGCCGUUCUGCAUGAGCCCUUGAAUAAGUGCAGCACCACCAGGCACCAGCAGAAGCCAUUCAUGGGCGAUUCUUUUCAAGAGGUUGAGAUUGCUUUCACGUUUUGAUUCAUGGAACAUUAUGGUCUUUCGCUUCUGGGUUCUGUUGCCUUCACGUGUGUGUACAUAAAAAUUUAUUAAGGUGUUGUUAGUUGAUGGCUUUGGAUUCCAUCAAAAUGGUCACCUGGUCUCUCUGCUUCCCUCUAUAACCCAUCUAUUGUUGUUAUUGUCUUCCUAUGAUUGUUUCUCAAUGUACUUUCCCAUCCACAUUUUCCAUUUAAUAAUAUGACCAUGACUGUGAUAAUUGA